Closterium sp. Yama58-4 is the source of this 1854-nucleotide messenger RNA. Lineage: Eukaryota; Viridiplantae; Streptophyta; Zygnematophyceae; Desmidiales; Closteriaceae. The record is from the annotation of a GenBank genome assembly.
AUGGCGUUCCUCACGGUUCAAGAGUCGCUAACUUGGGCGAUUCUGUUCUGGAUGGUGGCGUUUCUUGUCUCAGCAGCAUUAGUGGGAAUCGUCAUGUACAUGCUCAUCUGUAUAUCGGACCUCGAAAACGACUUUAUCAACCCACAUGACGCCGCCAGAAGAGUCAACGGCUUUGUCUUUCCAGAAAUCUCCCUCCAUUCCGGCCUGACGGUUGUCUUUGGCCUCACCGGCCACUGGCUCAUGUUCCUUAUCAACCUUCCUCUCGCUCUCUACCACCUUCACCUAUACCUCAGGAAAGAGCACAUGGUGGACGUGACGGAAGUUUUCAACCAAAUAAGCGUUCAAAGAAGACGGCAACUAAUUAGAUUCGUCAUCUACCUGACUUUAAUGAUCGCCACUAUAUUCAGGAUGGUGGAGCGAGGGGUGACAGCAGUCAUGGAGAGCCAUGGGGGAGCAAUCCAUGCCAAAGUUUUGGGAAACGUGGCAGGCCUUUCCAACAUUUGUGCUCUUUCUUCUUCUCCCGCCACAAUUCCCUCUAGAUCUAGAUCUAGAAGCUAUCCCACCGCAAGCAUGGCUCGUAAGCGUAAGGGGCAGGCUCUUAACGACUGCCCCAAGAACUUAAACGAAAUCCCGUACAUCCGCUGGAUGAACCAGCAAAUCGCCAACGGUCGUCACCCCAGGGGCUUGUCCGCGCCACCCGUUCUUGACGGCCAGGGGUCUACUGCACCGUCGCCCACAGCUGCGCCGUCCCGUGUGCGCCGACAGCCUACCAGGACGGCGGCAACACACCGGCCCGCCGUGGAGGAAGACGUCGCAGAUGAUGACGACGACGAAGGCGACGACGACGUCGCCUCCGACGACGAGGACGAUAAACCUGAGGACCUUGGAAUGUCGCCCAGCGACGACGACGAUGACGACGACGAGGAUGCCCUGGACGACGCCACCGAGGAAGCACAGCCAGUCGCACCGCCGCCGAAACGGAAGACCGCACGCAAGGCUGUGUCCGAUAAGGGCAAAGGCAAGGCGGCGCAACCUGCAGCACGCCCAGAGCCGCGUAAGAAACGGGCUGCCGCACCAGUCGAGCGCGGCUUAUGGUCUGACAAGGAGAGCACCAUCUUCGCAGCGGCGAAGUGGUUUCUCAAGGAGGAGCUCGAGCCUCUCAAGGGGAAGCAGGGUACCCAAUACUGGGCCCGGCUGCUCGCACACAUCAAGGAGUCGAACCCCGGAUGGAUCCGGGGUGUCAACGCGCUCCAGAAACAGUGGCGUAACCUCAUGAUGCUAUGGCGGGAGUACAAGCGUGCCGACGAGGGGUCGGACAACGGCUCCGUGGAGAAACCACCUUGGUUUCCGUACCUGGAGCUGCACAACCAGGACACCGCCGCAGCCGCACCGCAUGCCGUGGACGGAGGUGGCGCGAAUAACGUCAACGUCUCGGCGGGCAUGGAGGUUCCGCAAUCGUCCCAGCCAGGCACGUCAACUCCUUGCUUCACAGCUCCUCCGCCAACGACUCCUGCCACACCCAGGCGUGCCCGGGUGCAUGAGACGGCCACCAUGCAAGCGGCGAUGCUCGUCUCCGCCACCAUCAAGGACUGCCAUGGCGACGCGAUGACUCGCAUCGAAGGCCUCGUCCGUGAAUGGAUGGUGCAAGAUCUCCGACUUGCCCGUGAGCGUAUGACAGAGUCGGCUCCCCCGGAUGUGCACCGCGCGCCCCAGGAUUUCUCUCCACCGCCGCCACGCGGGGAGUCCGCGCCUGCUCCCGAAACCGCACGGACGCGUGAGGACGUGGGCGACGGCAACACCGUCACUCCGGCGGCGGAGGAUGUGGAGAUAUGGGUUCGCGGCGCCGACGAUUAG